UGGAGAGUGAACACAGAGUCAAUAAAAGAAGAAGAAGAAUCAUUGUUACCAACUUAACAAUAGAAGGAAAAAGCAGAGGCAAGGAUGGACAGCGUGCUGGACCCGUUCUCCGGACUGGACUCUUUCUCCUCCCCUCCUUACUUCGACGAUGACGAGUUCUUCACCGACCAUUCGUCGAGGGACGGCCACUUCGACACUGACGACUUUCUGGAUGACGACGUGGACUUCCUCACGAGCCACUUCCAGGACUACUACGGCAAAGAGGGCAGCGGCAGAGCAGCGCCUCACGACGCAGAAGACUAUGACAUCGGGAACCUGUCCUUCUCCUCGUCGUCCUCCACCUUCUCGUACGGCUGCGCAGACAGCACCUCGGAGCUGUCCCCUCACCACGGCGGGCCGAUGAGUAUGAUGAAGCGGAGGAGGAGGAUGAGGUCAGAUAUGGAGAUGCAGCAGCUGAGGCAGGCGGCCAACGUGCGGGAGCGGCGGAGGAUGCAGUCCAUCAAUGACGCGUUCGAGGGGCUCCGCUCGCACAUCCCCACCCUGCCCUACGAGAAGAGGCUCUCCAAGGUGGACACCCUGCGGCUCGCCAUUGGAUACAUCAACUUCCUCGCAGAACUCGUGCAGUCUGAUGUACCCAUUAGAAACUCCAGCAGCGAGGCGCAGGCGCAGCCCAAGAAGGUCAUCAUCUGUCACAGAGGAACAAGAUCUCCUUCUCCUAGUGACCCUGACUAUGGCCUACCUCCCCUGGCCGGUCACUCGCUGUCCUGGUCGGAUGAAAAGCAACUCCGGGAGCAGAACAUCAUCCGCACCGCCAAAGUCUGGACACCGGAGGACCCCCGAAAACUGCACAACAAGCCGGGCCUGACAGACAUCGAAAACGAGCCUCCUUUCGGCCUGGUGGCUUAAAAUGAAAAGACUCUUGUUGUUAAACGCACAUAAUGAAUGUGUCGAUAAUGAAGCGGGUUAUGUUAGUGUGUCUUAGUGUGUGUGUGUUAAUGCGCACUGAGGCGCAUCGUCACAGUGAGGACACCAUGUGAGCUGACUGUACAGUUUCCAAUGUUGAAUUCAAUGUUGUAAAUAGUUUUAUCACGUUGAUAAUUUUAUUUUUUGUAAUUCAGGCAAAUGGCAAUCGUGUAUUUAUUUUUUUCUACGAGUGAUAAUAUAUGUUUUAAUUUAAUGAUUACGAAAUCUAUAUUGUCGUGCAACAUUUUAUAUUUAUACUCACUGCAAAUAAAAAAAAGCACUUACUGAUGAAAAAUUA
Messenger RNA from Labrus bergylta (ballan wrasse), 1261 nucleotides. It is a transcript of the gene ptf1a, whose product is annotated as pancreas associated transcription factor 1a. Gene Ontology annotation, biological process: developmental process; regulation of transcription by RNA polymerase II. The record is from RefSeq and is a predicted model, not a curated record. Gene Ontology annotation, molecular function: DNA-binding transcription factor activity, RNA polymerase II-specific; RNA polymerase II transcription regulatory region sequence-specific DNA binding; protein dimerization activity. Lineage: Eukaryota; Metazoa; Chordata; Actinopteri; Labriformes; Labridae.